Messenger RNA from Nelumbo nucifera (sacred lotus), 1809 nucleotides. RefSeq names its product putative cation transporter HKT1;4. Gene Ontology annotation, cellular component: plasma membrane. The record is from RefSeq and is a predicted model, not a curated record. Gene Ontology annotation, molecular function: monoatomic cation transmembrane transporter activity. Gene Ontology annotation, biological process: transmembrane transport; monoatomic cation transport. Lineage: Eukaryota; Viridiplantae; Streptophyta; Magnoliopsida; Proteales; Nelumbonaceae.
UCCCAUACCGAAAUUGAAGUACAAAAGGAUGAAGAACUUUCAUUCUUUUAGCAAGAGAAUAAGCCAUCUCUGUAGUUGUUCAUGCAUGAAGCUAGCUUGUUUUAGCAGAUCUAUUUGGAGUCUACUGAUCUUGUUGUUUCGCUUCCUAUUCUUCCGGGCAAACCCAUUUUAUAUUCUUGUUUGUUACUUCGUCUCUGUUUCCUUUCUGGGUUUCUUAAUUCUGAAACUUUUGAAUCCAAGAACCGAUUCCUUUAAACCCAAGGACUUGGAUAUAUUCUUCACUUCAGUGUCUGCGACGACUGUUUCCAGCAUGUCUACCGUCGAAAUGGAGGUCUUUUCCAACACCCAACUUGUGUUUAUAACCAUUUUAAUGUUUGUAGGAGGGGAGGUUUUUGUUUCAAUGUUUGGGCUUCUUUUUACCAAGUACAAGUUAAGGAACCGAGCCAGGAUCCAUGGCAGUAGAGUCGGUUCUGUAAGUCGUGAGUCUCUGAGUCCCACGAAUCCCGUGGAUCAGAUUGAGUUGGGGAUGGUAAUUUUGUCUGAAACUGAAUCAAGGAAACCCAGUAGUGUCGACCUUGUGUCUGCAGUGGAAUCAAUCUUGAGUUCUAAUGAAGAAGAUUUGAGAUACAAUUCAAUAAGGUAUCUGGUUUUUGUAAUUCUGGUUUAUCUUCUAGUGGUUCAUAUAGGUGGAUCUGCAUUGGUUGCACUGUAUGUGAGUCUGGUUCCAAGUGCAAGAAAUGUACUCAGGAACAAGGGCCUUCAAAUCCCCACGUUCUCUAUCUUCACUACUGUCUCUACGUUUGCAAGUUGUGGUUUCGUCCCUACAAAUGAGAACAUGAUUGUCUUCAGCAAGAACUCGGGACUCCUCCUACUUCUUAUCCCUCAGGUUCUUCUUGGGAACACAUUAUACCCGUCUUGCUUGAGAUUUCUGAUAUGGGUUUUGGGGAAGUUUACUAAGAGGCAGGAGUUCAAUUACAUGCUGAUGAAUACAAGAGAGAUGAAAUACUUUCACUUGCUUCCCAGUUUGCAUUCUUCUCUUUUAGUUGUUACUGUUUUCGGGUUCAUUGUGGUUCAGUUUAUACUCUUUUGCUCUCUGGAAUGGAAUUCAGAAGGCUUGGAUGGACUGAAUCCCUUUCAGAAACUCGUGGCUUCCCUGUUUCAGACAGUUAACUCAAGGCACACCGGUGAAUCGAUCAUUGAUCUCUCAAUCCUCUCGCCGGCCAUACUGGUGCUAUUCGUCCUAAUGAUGUACCUUCCUCCGUAUACUUCCUUUCUACCUAUCACCAAAGAUGUGGGCAAGUCUUCAAGAAGUGGAAAGAAGAGUACAAGCAGAGGGAGGCUUGCAGAAAACCUUAUAUUCUCACAACUUUCUUAUUUGGUCAUAUUCAUCAUCCUCAUUUGCAUCACAGAGAGGGAAAAGAUGAAGGAAGAUCCUCUUAACUUCUCAACAUUGAAUAUCAUCAUAGAAGUUAUCAGUGCAUAUGGAAAUGUGGGAUUUACAGCCGGCUACAGUUGCAAACGGCAGCUGAAUCCUCAAGGAUUAUGCAAGGACUCAUGGUAUGGGUUUGUUGGAAGAUGGAGCAACAAGGGGAAGGUCAUUCUCAUCCUUGUCAUGUUCUUUGGAAGACUAAAGAAGUUUAACAUGGAUGGAGGUAGAGGAUGGAAGCUCUUGUAACAGCAGCAGCAGCAGCAAUUCAGAUUUCCUUUCCUUCUACAUGUCCUACAAUAGUGGCAUGUUGUACUUUAAUUCAAAAGGAAACUAGUAUAGAAGAAUUCCUAUAUGCAUGGGUUACUUAUCUCUCUUUGAUA